Messenger RNA from Bactrocera dorsalis (oriental fruit fly), 2212 nucleotides. Its product is annotated as kelch-like protein 5. The record is from RefSeq and is a predicted model, not a curated record. Lineage: Eukaryota; Metazoa; Arthropoda; Insecta; Diptera; Tephritidae. Gene Ontology annotation, molecular function: protein binding. Bases 307 to 1701 code for a protein of 464 amino acids. The transcript has 6 exons.
AUAUAACAUAAGGGUCCAACAUUAUAAGAUCACAGAUUGACCGAUUUUUCAACAAAACGUCAAAAAUAGAAACAGGAAUCACAUAUUCGGUAUAUGAGAGUUUGCAAACUUGUGGUCCAAUUUCGAUUUUUAGAAAAGUUCUUUCUGAUUUGUAAAAAAUAUAUUUCAUCGUCUCAAGGUCCAGUCAUUUCAAACAUCUCUAGACGUACGGCUACACUAAAUAACUCGAAAGCAAAGAUCGACCUCAAUUUACUCAUUUAAUAUUCCAAUUUUUUUUAUCACAAAAGGAAAAUUCAGUAACUAGUAAUGGCCACGAGUUGUAUUCUAAGACUUGCUCUUCAGACGGAUUCCAGUUCGCCGAACUGCUUCAUGGAAAAAUUAAUGGCGAAAAUAUUUAGGUUCUAUGACGAGCAGUCUCUAACCGAUGUGACAUUUAAAGUUGCAAGACCAACGGCUCUCGUACCCGCGCAUCGUUUGAUACUCGCAGCAGCGAGUCCCUACUUCGAGAACCUUUUCAAUGGCGAUCAAGGGAAUAAUCCUAUCAUCGAGAUAAAUGAUGUAGAUGGCGAUACUUUUGAGCGUCUAAUAACAUUUUGUUACACCGGACAGGCGCUGAUUACCGUUACCAAUGUUGGUGUCAUGCUGAAAGCGGCAAUCCUGUUACAAUUGGAUGAUGCCAUAACCGAGUGUGUGGACUUCCUGAUGGCUCAUAUAGAUGAAUACACAUUACACGAUGCGUAUAUGCUUGAGCGAGAAACGCGAUGUGAACUGCUUAAGCAGAAAUUCAUCGAAUAUGGAACGAAUAAUUUCAUGGAUAUGAUCAGCCUAAGCGAUGAAUUUCCAAGUUUCGAUGUUGAAGAAAUGCAACGUAUUCUGGAAUCUGACAAUUUGAAUAUAACUAGUAAGGAAGAUGUUUUCGAUGCCAUAAGAUGCUGGUUCAAUCACGACGUUCCUGCGCGUCAAGAGCAACUGCCGCUUUUAAUAGCUUGUCUCCGGCUUACCCAAUUCGAUGCGCACUUUCUGUUGACCCGCAUACAACCGUUACCUGGUUGUGAGUUGCUGGCCUUCAAGGCGUUAUCAUGGAUCAGUAAGCCGGAAGCACGAACAAAGAUAAACAUGCGAUUUACAGAACCACGUGCUGCAAAUUGUGGUGAGAAAACAUUGCUGGCAUUUAGCUCAUGGAUUAAUCCCAAGGUGUUGCAAUAUAACAAAGCUGAGGAUAACUGGCAGGAAUAUGCGAGUAUAAAUUUCGAUUACCUAUAUUAUAGAACCAUUUUAAAGGAUGAUAAUAUAUUAUUUACUGGCGGUGAUACAAAAGGUGAGAGAAUAAUAUCCAACAUCGUCCGCAGCUGGAAUAUACGGAAUAAGACAUGGCAAGAUUUGCCCGCCAUGAAACAAGCAAGAUGUGGACACUGCGUUGUCGAAUUAGAUGGUAAAAUCUACGCGAUUGGUGGUUUUGAUGGCCAAAAUGCUCUGUCGUCGGUGGAAAGAUAUACGACUUCCGAUGGUUGGAAGUUAGUGAAGAGCUUGACUGUUGGACGAUAUGACGCCAGUGCAGUGACUUUGAAUGGCAAAAUCUAUAUAAUGGGCGGUUUUAAUGGCACCAAAUUAAAAUCCGUCGAAUGCUACAACCCGGAUUCGAAUACUUGGACUUCUUGCGCGGAUAUGACAGAAUGUGACCGUUUACCUGUUGUAAGUUAGACUAAAAAUUUAUUGUUAAUAUUAGUAGAACGUUCAUCAAGUCCUAAUUUGGAAGAAAGAGGAAGAGUCGAAAAAGGGCGGAUCUACGUAACCGGAAUUCAUAUCCUGUCAGAGUAUUCCAAUUAAUUUGUGAAUGAGAUAUCCGUUACAAUAAGAAAUUUGAUUCACCGUUGCAAGUCUUCCAUAAAGUUUUUAAAACCAAGAAAAGUAGCUCCGCUUCAAUAAAAAUUACCAAAACUGUCGAACUGAAAAUAGUCACUGAUUUAUUUAGUCGUCCUCUUAGCUUUAUUAAAACUAAACACAACGUUAAUUGCUACUUUUUAUAUUACAGGCAGCUGUACACAAAGGUCACAUUUAUGUUGUUGGCUGUUGCUCUGGAAACGGUACAGUUGAACGCUAUGAUCCUCAUCAGAACAAAUGGUUACAGGUAUGUAUAUUAAGUUGAUUUUUGCCAAUCGCUUGAUCUCAAACUAAAUAUUCUUGAAAACGUUUCGCAGAUUUGCUCUUUGGA